GUGCCUGGGCCUAGUGGGUGUUACCCUGAGCGACCUGGAGAACGAACUUCGCGCGAACCGACCUGACAGCGAUCUACGAUGGGCAUCGGAGCUCCUACGACGUGCUCCUACUGUACUAACUCGCGACAUUGUCACGUGUCACUUCAAGAAUCGUUUUGAAUAUAAUCAGUGACGUGUCGUGCGACGAGAGAGAGAAAACAGAAAUCACCAAGCUUUCAGAAUUUAAUGCUUGCGGUAACAGUCGGUUGUUUUUCGAGGAUAGUUGUUUCUCUCUCUCUCUCUCUAUCUUCUCAUAAGAAAUUUAAAAACUCGUUGCAUCUCUCUCUCUCUAGAUGUCGUAACACCUGCUUCGUUUGUAUUCCCGGACUUUAGAAUUUUACAGUGUCAAUGGUGAAGUGGAUAAUCUUCCAGUGACCGUUACGUCUGUUUGUAAUAUGAGAGAACGUAUCGCGGGUGAUUUCGACGAAUCAUGAAAAAAUCCAAGAGCAAACAUAAAUCGGAGCCGCGUGUUUCUUGAACCGCGACCGGAUAACGUCGACUCUUCGAGGCAGGCUGGACCAGAAUUGGUGGAUCGUGAGAAGAUCGCCGUUCCAGGAAGAUGUCCGCCGCUGGGACCACGCCGUCGAACGCGAACGGUCCGCUCGUACCUGCUCCGAUAUUCGCUUUGCCAACGUUAUCCUUUUCCGUCAGCCAAGUGGCCACGGUCUGCGAGACCCUGGAAGAGAGCGGUGACAUCGAGAGGCUGGCUAGGUUUCUAUGGAGUCUUCCGGUCGCUCAUCCCAAUAUCCAGGAACUGAAUCAAAGCGAGGCCGUCCUCAGAGCGCGUGCCAUCGUCGCAUUCCACUCGGGACAUUAUCGCGAGCUCUACGCCAUUCUGGAGAGGCACAAAUUCACCAAGGACUCCCACGGUAAGCUGCAGGCCAUGUGGUUGGAAGCGCACUACCAGGAAGCCGAGAAACUUCGCGGCCGACCGCUGGGACCCGUGGAUAAAUAUCGCGUCCGAAAGAAAUUUCCGUUGCCAAGAACGAUCUGGGACGGCGAGCAGAAGACGCACUGCUUCAAAGAGAGAACCAGGUCGCUGCUCAGAGAAUGGUAUCUCCAGGAUCCUUAUCCGAAUCCGGGAAAGAAGCGGGAGCUAGCCGCUGCGACGGGACUCACGCCGACGCAGGUUGGAAAUUGGUUCAAAAAUAGAAGGCAGAGGGAUCGCGCUGCUGCAGCGAAAAACAGCAGAAUGCAGCAACAAUCAGGCCAAGGAAACGGAAAUGCGCGACGAACUCUGAGUCCGGGGCCCGGUGGCAGCAGCAGCGAGGACUCCGACAUUUCCCUCGGAGGAACUUCACCGCCAUCGCCGAGUUCCUCGCCGCCACCAAAUCACCAACCGUCCCCGGUCCCCCUCGGAUCCCUCGGACCUCUGCCACCUCCUUCCUUGAAUUUCCGUUUCGAUCCUACGCAGCCGCAUUUCCGAUUUAGCCAUACGACGGCUUUUAAAUUCCCGCAAACGAACUUCCGUUUCGGACCGCACAGCCCGCAGCCUAAUCAUCCGAAUAUGCCGGGUGGAGGGAUUUUUAGGUUCGCGGAGUCCAGCCCUUUUCAAGCGGUAGGGCCCAGGGGUGAUCCAACAUCAAGAGAAAAUGCAGUUCUUUCUCUGUUCUAUUACAGAUUGCCAGAUUCACUAGGGCUACCACCGCCAAGACUCCAUCCGCACGAAGGACUGUUGCACCAUCCGCAUCCCCAGCACCAGCUAUCCGAAGGGAUAUCCAGGAUAUCCGAAACGUCGCGAUUAUCCGACGGCGGAUUAUCUCGCCUAUCGGACAGUUUAUCGGAGGCCCACAGCCCGCCUUUGAUGGCGGCGAAUCUAUCUGUCACCGGUCCGUUGAGGGUGGCUGUACCCAGUCCGCACACCCCCUCCUCUCGAGGCAGUCCGCCCCCCCGUCAGCCGACGCCUCAGGGUCAGUCCCAAGGUCAGGGGCUGAUAAGGGUUGCCACGCCGCCGCUGCCGAAUCCGCGACCGAUAAUUCACAGACCAUUCUCGCCCGCGUGAUACGAUAAGGACGACGAAUUGGAAGAUGCCAUCGGCACAGACGAUCGUCUGACACCGAGAAAGAGCUAUCGAUGUGGUAACGUCGCGAGCGAGCGCUUUGAGGUGUUGUGAAGAUGGGAAAGCUAAUCGAUCGAGUGAUAAUCUGACUUUGGAAAAGCUUUUCACGAGUCGCGACAAAUCGCGAGAUAUGGAAAAGGUUUGAUUGUGUCGAAAAAAUUGUUAAGUGUAAACGCGAUGCGAUACGACUUUCUGGAGAACAGUUCAUAGUUUUGCGAAGACUGUACGUGACGAACGGAGUAAAAUGGAUAAAUAUAUUUAAAGUUAUCGCACAGAGAUUACUCAAAGAUAGCUGUAAGAUGUGACUCGAUAUGCAAGAUGGCUUUCACCCGCGACAACAUCAAUUAGCAUCAUCAUCGGAAAGCGGAUCGAAGGAGCUUAGGAACGAUCCACACGUAUGCGAAGAUGAAUCAAUGAUAUCAAUACGUAGAUACAUUGUCGAGUUUUGUUCGAAAAUGUCGAAAAACUAUUACGCUGUAAAUCUCUUAGGGAGAAUCUAUUUGAUGAUGCGUGGCAAUAGAAUUCAUUGGAGGAAAUAAUUUCCGAUAACGCUCUUAUAAAACGCGAGGACAGAAUAGACGCUUCGAGAAGUGAGUGCGAAUCCAC
Molecule: messenger RNA, 2704 nt
Organism: Formica exsecta
Lineage: Eukaryota; Metazoa; Arthropoda; Insecta; Hymenoptera; Formicidae
Product: homeobox protein SIX3-like
Exons: 3
Coding region: 599-2041 (480 amino acids)
Biological process (GO): regulation of transcription by RNA polymerase II
Cellular component (GO): nucleus; transcription regulator complex
Molecular function (GO): RNA polymerase II cis-regulatory region sequence-specific DNA binding; DNA-binding transcription factor activity, RNA polymerase II-specific
Source: RefSeq, a predicted model, not a curated record